Komagataella phaffii GS115 is the source of this 759-nucleotide messenger RNA. RefSeq lists its product as uncharacterized. The transcript has a single exon. Gene Ontology annotation, cellular component: cytosol; nucleus. The record is from RefSeq and is a predicted model, not a curated record. Bases 1 to 759 code for a protein of 252 amino acids. NCBI's taxonomy places the organism in Eukaryota, Fungi, Ascomycota, Pichiomycetes, Pichiales, Pichiaceae.
AUGACAAAAUCUACGUUCAUUGCAGUAUUAAAUCUGGACCAGCAGAACCCCGAUCUUUUAGCCUAUGGAGACUAUGGUGAUAUGGGGAUUCUUCUAAUGAGGAAAGCUGGAAUUGUCGAUCAAGAACUGAGAAAAUACAAUGUCAUCGAUAAUAUGGAAUUUCCCUCGCAAGACUCCUUGCAGAAUGUCGCCGCCAUCUACAUUACCGGAUCGAAAUACGAUUCAUGGAGAUACUCAGAAUAUGAAUGGAUGCAAAAACUUAUAGCCUUCAUCCAAGACGUUUACUUCAACCACAAGAUACCUCUGAUUGGAAUUUGCUUUGGACAUCAAAUUAUUGCAAUUGCCUUGGGUGGAACAGCUAAAAAAGUGGGCUGGGAAAUUGGGACGGAAAAGGUUCAAGUGAGCUUGACAGAUGGUCAUAUUCAGACAUUGACAGGGAACAGUAAGAAAGUCGCCAAAGAUCUGGCCGAAAAGGGAAGCUUUUUGGUCUCAGAAUAUCACCAAGAUGCGGUGACUAAAAUUCCAGUGGAGACAAUCAAUUACGGCUCAACCUCAAACCAGCAAAUCCAAGGCCUUAUCAAUGACAGAAUCUUCACAUUUCAAGGACAUCCCGAAUUUCCCACAGAGGUGGAGUAUUCGCUGUUAGAAAAGCGUAUCGACAUCGUUGGCAAGGAGUUAUACGAGGAUGCCCUGAAAAGAAAAGAUGAGGAUGAUGGUUUCUUCCUAGGUAGGCUUAUUAAAUCGUUCAUUGGAAUUUAA